Molecule: messenger RNA, 7122 nt
Organism: Onychostoma macrolepis
Lineage: Eukaryota; Metazoa; Chordata; Actinopteri; Cypriniformes; Cyprinidae
Gene: madd
Product: MAP-kinase activating death domain
Exons: 37
Coding region: 469-5454 (1661 amino acids)
Biological process (GO): regulation of apoptotic process; regulation of Rab protein signal transduction
Cellular component (GO): cytosol
Molecular function (GO): guanyl-nucleotide exchange factor activity
Source: RefSeq, a predicted model, not a curated record
GUUCAACUGAUUCACUGAAAAGAACCGGCUCAAACGAACGAUUCCUUCGCGAUUCGGACGUACAGUCGGUUUGCAAGCAGAGAGAGGGAGAGAGGAGGAGGACGAGCAGCGCUUAUCUACAGGCACGAUCAUCGCUGCAUCACUGACCGACCCGCCGCCACAGAACACGGAUGUGCGAUCGUCGCGUCGUGCCGCUGUCACAUCAUGUGUUCACCAUCGUCUGUAACGAGGAACGCGCUUUGAGACGCUGCUUCGCCGCGGCAGGGCCACAGAGAGACGGCUAAAGCGAGUAGCAGUGGCGUUAGCUCCUGGAGGCCCCAUUCCUGCACACCACAGACCACAAUGAUUGGCCGCUGCCUGCCUCGAUCAGCCAAAUCCUAGUUCUGCUGCGCCUGAUUGGAAGACUGCCUGCUUGAGAGCUGAUGGUUGCUACAGUUGCCAUGACUUAGAGACACUCCUGAUAUAGAGAUGGAGAAAAAGAAAAUGUGUCCCCGCCUCCUGGACUACCUGGUGGUAGUUGGAGCCAGGCAACCCAGCAGUGACAGCGUGGCACAAACACCUCAGCUGCUGAGGCGCUAUCCACUGGAGGACCACAGUGGCUUCCCACUGCCCCCUGAUGUCGUCUUCUUCUGCCAGCCUGAGGGCUGCCUGAGCAUCCGUCAGCGCCGGGUCAGCCUUCGUGACGACACCUCUUUCGUCUUCGCUCUCACCGACAAAGACUCAGGUGUCACUCGCUAUGGAAUCUGCCUCAACUUUUACCGCUCUUUCCAGAAGGGCCACCACCGCCCGCGAACUGAAGGAAAAGGAGAAAAGGCCCCUCAUACAGACUCUGCAGUGGAGGCAACAGAGAAAUCUGACCCCUCCACAUUGACUCUUCCAGGGGAAUCUACACUGCCCCCUGCAGGAGAUGGGACUUUGCCACCAGGAGAGCCGGGCAGCAGCGGAAAGUCUCCACGAUCCAAACACACUGGUCGACUGACACCGCAGAACCGGAACAGCACGUUAACCUCUCUGUGCAUUCUGAGCCACUACCCCUUCUUUUCUACAUUCAGGGAGUGUCUGUACAUCCUCAAGCGCAUGGUGGACUGCUGUAGCCAGCAGCUCAACCAGAGACCCGGUGCUGCCAAGUCCACACAGCGGGACACAAUGUGGCGUGUGUUCACAGGCGCUCUCUCCAUCGAGGAAAAGGAAAAGGGCAGUCAGGUGCUUCAGGACCUGAGGGAGAUCGAGUCAUGGGUGUAUCGGCUGCUGCACUCCCCGGUGCCUGUUGCUGGUCAGCGACGUGUUGAUGUGGAAGUGCUCCCCCAUGAACUGCAGCCUGCUCUGACCUUUGCCCUUCCAGACCCUUCCCGCUUCAGCAUUGUAGACUUCCCUCUUCACCUGCCCCUGGAGCUGCUGGGAGUCGAUGCUUGUCUGCAGGUCCUGGCCUGCAUUCUGCUGGAACACAAGGUGGUACUGCAGUCCCGAGAUUAUAACGCCCUCUCAAUGAGCGUCAUGGCAUUUGUUGCAAUGAUUUACCCCCUUGAGUACAUGUUUCCUGUCAUUCCACUGUUGCCCACCUGCAUGGCCUCCGCAGAACAGCUCUUGCUAGCACCCACUCCAUAUGUCAUUGGUGUGCCUGCCAGUUUCUUCCUGUACAAGUCUGAUUUUAAGAUGCCUGAUGACGUUUGGUUAGUGGAUCUGGACUGCAACAAGGUCACUGUUCCAAGCAAUGCAGAAUUGCUCCCUCCCCUUCCUGAACCUGAGGCCUCUGAGUUGAAGAAACACUUGAAGCAGGCUCUGACUAGCAUGAGUCUGAACACGCAGCCUAUUCUAAACCUGGAGAAGUUUCAGGAUGGACAUGAGUUGUCUUUAUUGCCCCCUGGUCGUGACAAAGCCUCCCCUUCCUCCACUGAGUUCAACCCACUCAUCUAUGGCAAUGAUGUGGACUCCGUUGAUGUUGCCACAAGGGUGGCGAUGGUGAGGUUCUUCAACUCUCCAAAUGUGCUUCAAGGGUUCCAGAUGCACACUCGCACUCUGCGUCUCUUCCCCCGUCCUGUGGUGGCAUUCCAGGCCACGUCUUUCCUGGCCUCUAGGCCACGGCGGAAUGGAUUCACCGAAAAGCUCUCCCACACCCAGGCAGUGGAGUACUAUGGAGAGUGGGCUCUCAACCCCACCAACCUGGCUUUCCAAAGGAUUCAUAACAAUGUGUAUGACCCCUCGCUAAUAGGCGAUAAGCCUAAGUGGUAUGCCCACCAGUUACAGCCAGUAUUCUACCGUGUUUAUGAUGGGAGCUCUCAUCUGGCGGAGGCACUGAGUGGACCCCUGCAGGAUGAGACCAAUGAUUCAGACCCAACAGAUGACAGUGGCAGUGACAGUGAAGCAUACGAUGACUCCAGCUCUUCCUACUCGUCUCUUGGAGACUUUGUGAAUGAGUUGAUCAAAGGGGACAUACAAGGGGACACACCAAAUGUUGACACCCUGACCCAUGCUGCGCUGGGAGAUGCGAAUGAGGUAGAGAUCCAUGACUUCCAAGAGUAUAAGGGUGACAACAGUGACCCAGAUCCAGAAGGCCCCCCGGAAGCAGCGGACAGCCAGCCACUGCGGUCCAGCUCCAGCACGACGGCCAGUUCCAGCCCCAGUACAGUCAUACAGGGAGUCAACCAUGAACAGAAGGAACCUGUUGAAGUGGAGGCGACAGCAGCCGUAACCCUCCCUAACUCUGUCCCAGGAUUGGGUGCUCCACCUUUUACAAGACCCACUCCUGAUCCGGUCCCUGUUGACCCAGCCAAUAAAAAGCGAGAGUAUGAUAAUCCCUAUUUUGAACCCCAGUAUGGCUUCCCUUCAGAGGAGGAUACUGAAGCAGAUGAGCAGGAGGAGAGUUACACACCGCGAUUCAACCAGAAUCUGAAUGGCAACAAACCGUCUCGUCCAUUGAGACCCAGCAGUCUGAAGCUUCCGGGUGAAUCCGAUGGGGAGGGAGACUCCAGAAAUAGCUCUCCGAACUCCACCAUCUCCAACAAUAGCAACGAUGGCUUCGGGGGACUCAUGUCCUUCGCCAGUAACCUGUAUAAAAACCACGGCACCAGUUUCAGUCUGUCCAGUCUGGCUCUGCCUAAUAAAGCUCGAGAGAAGAACACGCCAUUCCCCAGCCUCAAAGUAUUUGGGUUAAAUUCUCUAAUGGAGAUUGUAACAGAGAUCGGCCCGGGGAGCGGAGAAGGUGCUCGAGCCCCCAGAGCGCUGGUAGAUCAGAAAUCCUCUGUUAUUAAGCACAGUCCCACCGUCAAGAGAGAGUCUCCAUCUCCUCAGGGCAGAGCCAACAACACCAGUGAGAACCAGCAGUUUCUCAAGGAGGUGGUCCAAAGCGUGCAUGAUGGGCAGGGUGUGGGCUGGCUCAACAUGAAGAAAGUACGCCGCCUGCUAGAGAACGAACAGCUCCGAGUCUUUGUGCUCAGCAAACUCAACCGUGCGGUCCAAUCAGAGGAGGAUGCUCAGCAGGAAGUUAUAAGAGAUGUGGAGAUAAACAGGAAGGUGUACAAAGGCAUGUUGGACCUAUUGAAGUGCACAGUGUCCAGUUUGGAGCACUCAUACACUAAUGCUGGCCUGGGAGGCAUGGCCAGUGUCUUCAGUCUGCUAGAGAUAGCACGCACCCACUACCAAACCAAAGACCCAGAGAAGCGGAAACGGAGCCCCACGGAGGGGGUUAGCAGCCCGGGCAGUAAGGAGAGCCCAUCGGGCCGAAUGGAGAGCGCCAGGGCAGCUGGUGUGCUCCUGGUACCCCGUAUCCAAUUGCCACCACCCUCCUCUGGAAAAUCGUCACGGCAGUUUGAUACCCGGAGUCUGAACGAGGAGAAUUUUAUUGCCUCCAUUGAAUUGUGGAGCAAGCACCAGGAUAACAGAAAGCAAAAAGCUUUGGAAAAAGAACAGAGGGCUGAUGGAGCAAAACAGCGUCUGGAAGGUGGAGACACUGAGGAAAAGAAAUCACAGAUCAGUGCUGACAGUGGCCUCAGUGUAACGUCUGGCUCACAGAAGAGUGAUACAGAGUCCCUGGCGAGCUCCGAGCCUCCUGCUCUGACGAGAAGCACCAGCCAGGACUCAGAGGCUAGCACAGUGGUGAGUAACAGCUCAGGUGAGACGCUGGGUGCAGACAGUGACCUGAGCAGCACUGCUGGAGAUGGCCUGACAGGAAGACACGCUCAACAUCUCAACCUGUCCCGUGGCACACUGUCUGACAGCGAGAUUGAGACCAACCCUGCGACCAGCUCUGUGUUUGGCAAGACUCAUAAGCUGAAGCCAGGAGUGAAGGAACCUGUUGGUGUUAAUAGGGGGACACCAGCUCCGCCCCUCGAGGACGUUAGCAUGAGGAUCUAUCUGUGUGAGGGGCUGCUGGGGCGAGAUAAAAGCUCAGUUUGGGACCAACUGGAGGAUGCUGCCAUGGAAACCUUUUCUCUGAGUAAGGAGCGUUCCACUCUGUGGGAUCAGGUGCAGUUCUGGGAGGAUGCCUUCCUGGAUGCCGUUAUGUUGGAAAGGGAAGGAAUGGGGAUGGAUCAGGGACCACAAGAAAUGAUUGACAGGUAUCUGUCUCUGGGAGAGCAUGACCGCAAGAGACUGGAGGACGAUGAGGACAGACUACUGGCCACUCUCCUGCAUAACAUGAUCGCCUACAUGCUUAUGAUGAAGGUCAAUAAAAAUGACAUCAGGAAGAAGGUACGGCGUCUUAUGGGGAAAUCUCACAUUGGCCUCACACACAGUCAAGAGGUCAAUGAAGUCCUGGACCGCAUCGCACAUUUGAGUGGCCGGGAGCUUCCCAUCAGGCCAAGUGGCAGCCGGCACAUUAAGAAGCAGACAUUUGUCGUGCAUGCUGGGACUGAUACAACUGGUGAUAUCUUUUUCAUGGAGGUGUGUGACGACUGCAUCGUCUUGCGCAGUAACAUCGGCACAGUCUAUGAGCGCUGGUGGUAUGAGAAGCUCAUAAAUAUGACCUACUGUCCCAAGACCAAAGUGUUGUGUCUGUGGAGGAGGAACGGUCAAGAAACACAGCUUAACAAGUUCUACACCAAGAAGUGUCGGGAACUGUACUACUGUGUUAAAGACAGUAUGGAGCGUGCUGCCGCACGACAACAAAGCAUCAAACCAGGUCCAGAGCUGGGAGGCGAGUUUCCAGUACAGGACAUGAAAACAGGGGAAGGUGGUCUCCUUCAGGUCACGCUGGAAGGCAUCAACCUCAAAUUUAUGCAUAGCCAGGUUUUCAUAGAGCUGAGUCACAUUAAAAAGUGCAAUACAGUGAAAGGAGUCUUUGUCCUGGAGGAGUUUGUUCCUGAAACUAAAGAAGUGGUGAUCCAUAAGUACAAGACUCCUAUGGCACACCAGAUCUGUUACUCGGUGCUCUGCCUCUUCUCCUACAUGGCGGCGGUCAAGGGGAAAGAGUCAGAGGGCAAGCCCAAGAUGCUGUCCCCUCGUCCACUACCGAGCUAGCACACUUGUCUCCUAUGUUUACUUCAACCCUUCAGCUCCUGAACUCCCUGCAAUACUACUCCUGUUCAAUACAAGCUGACACUCCUGCCAAGCUCCUUUUAAAGACCUCUGCUCCUGUACCAAUUCAAAUGUAGAUGCAUUCACAUAUUCAACACAUUCGUCCUAAAAGAAACAACCUGUUCAUAUAAUGUAUCUGAUAUAGUAUUCCAGUCCUUGGACACUAAAAUGCUGGCAUUUCAUUCUCAUAAUGUGGACAAACCAGAAGAAGAACAGACUUUUGACUACUAUUGGUUGACGUCCUCACAUUUGUACACUUUUAUUUAUUUCAAUAAGAGGCAUUUGGGUGCAUGCAGGUCCCAUGCGCAGCUCUUGUGAGUUGGCACUGGCACUGGCAUGCAGACAUCAGGCAAACGUCUUUCCCCUCUUCAACCCCCUCUGAUAUCAGUCAACAGGCUGUGUAUUUAAUAUUUAUGUGCUAAGUUGUACUGUAAAUUCCAGUCUGUUUUGUCUGUGGUGGGUGAAAUGUUCAAGUCUUUGCAAUCUAGUGCUGCCACGUAUGAGGGGUUUGCCUUAACCGUCCAACGACGGAGCAGCUGUCCCAUUCAUAAAUGUUCCAUACGCCCUCCUCCACCUGCUAUAAGUGGUCUAAGGUCUGUGUAUCUCUUUAGCUCAAAAUGCUCAAACUACUGUACUAGUUCUGCUGUAAAGUUCCCUGUCUGUGAACUGCUGUGUUAAAUUUGCAUGUCACCUGGAAAAAAAAAAAAAAAAAAAAGAAUAUUUAAAAAAGGAAUCUGUACAUCUCUGAAGCAAUGCUGAAAAAGCAACUAAAAUGUUUAGGAAAAACUGUAGUGUUUUCUAGAUGUGCAAUACUAUCACUAGUGGGUACCAAGAACAAGUCCAGUCAUGUCCUCAGAGUUCAUCCACUGUCCUCCUGUGUUCAUAAUGAGGAGACCAGAGAGCAGAUCAGGCAUCAUGUUUUCUGUUCAUUUGUUGUCAUUAUUUUGACACAGCAAUGAAAAAAGGCAUUAUUAAUCUAUAAGACAGCUGCAUUUGGAGAUUGUUUAAAUAGUGAUGGAAAAGUCUCGUGUCCAGAAUGUCCUGUUUGAAGUGUCCUCUUCCUGUUUGUGUGUGUCUGUGUCUGUGGGAUUGUGUGUGUUUGUGUUAGAAACACAGAUGGCAAGAGAUUGUGUCUGUUCAUAUAGGUGCAGAUUUUCUUGUUUCAUCUCUUUUUGACUACUAGAUUUGGCAGUACAGCUGUCACAUUUACAUAUUUUAAUGUUCUUUUAUGUUCUGCUCACAUUUUUAAUAAUUUAAAUGUAUGAAGUGUUGUUUUGCAUCUCCAUUAAAUUCAGUUGUUGAAUGCAGACUGUAAAUGGACUUGAGCCCACUCAAUAUUGGUUUAGAGAUGUAAAUAGCACAAAACUGAUUUCCCAGUGUCCAAGUCUCCCAAAACGGAUGUUUUGAGUUGGACAGUGGAUCAGGUCUGUUGUUUGAAAGUGUGAGAGAGAUACAGUUGCACAUUAUUUGGGCUUUCAUUUUAGUCUGUAUUGUUUAGAACAAGAGGGAAAGGAAAAAAUAGAGACAUGGAUGUAAAUAUUUCAGCAUUUAAAAAUAUUUAUAGAACCUGUACAGCUUUGGCAAUAUGAAAAUAAAAGAUGUCCAACCCGA